CAUGACUUUUACAAUCGGACACAAAACAAAUGGCCUAUCCGUCCUUUGCCUCAACUUUAUAAGCCGCUCUCGGCAAUCCAUCGCGUCGAUCCAACUCCUGUUACUACGAUGGACCGUCGUACCAAAUACUACACAGACGAAGUGCCAACAAUCUAUUUUAUUGCAGACCCAGCUGAGAUAGCCUCGAUGCAUGAACAUAGAAUGGAGAAAAUCAAAGUAACAGCCAGAAUGUUUUACAUUAGCUCUUCCCAAAUACAUGAAUUCUCGAAUGUUAGGCUCAGGGUUGCCGGGCGGAGCUCCCGAUCCAUACCUAAACUGAGCUAUGAUAUAAAGAUCCGCAAACAAGCAGAUGCAACUCUGAAUGGAUACCGUCGUCUCAAACUGCGUGCCUUCGGCUACGACCCUUCGUAUAUACGCGAAAAUUUGGCUUAUCGAGUAUUGGAGUCUUUGGGUAUGCCUGCUUCAUCUUUCUCUUAUGUCAGAAUGUUUAUCAAUGAUCAAGCAAUCGGUCUCUUUGGGUUGGUAGAAGCUUACACUGAUUCGUGGCCACAGAACGAGUUUGGGUAUGGCCAAAACGAGUACCAACAAGGGUUCCUGUAUCAAGCCAAGUCCGUGAAAGUUCUUGGUAGACCGACACAGUAUAUCUCAGAUUUACGAUAUCACAACAGCAGCAGUAAGUAUCCUUAUGCUCAGGGACAGUACAAGAUUAAGGCUAAACCAUCGCUCGGUGACAGCUCAUUUAUUCCGCUUGCCGAACUUAUAGAAUUUAUUGCUCAAGCGCCUACAGACGACAGUCCGCAAACAAUCAGAGAGUGGCAACAACAUCUUGAUAUGGAAAGCGUCCUUAGAAGUUUGGCACUAGAGAUCAUAAUUGGUUUUGCAGACGGAUUCAUUAGCAUGGCUGAUAAUUACUGCUUGUACCAAAACGGAUAUAAUUCGACUCAAUUUAUAUUUGUUCCGGCCGAUUUGGAUUCUACGUUUGGACAGACUUUACUACCAAUAUCUCAGAUGCUUGACGGCGACUACACUCAGUAUCCAGGGUUCCAAAACCGCGGUUUUCUCAACAAGAUAUUACAAGUACGGCCGUUCAAGGAUCGAUUUGAAAGCUUGCUCAAGAAUAUCGCUAGAAGACUCAUCAAUUUGGAUGUCUUGGACGAAACCAUUGAUGAUCUGGUGACUAUGCUCAAACAAGAUGUAAAAUGGGAUCAGUCGCUUCCUCGUGUU
Zychaea mexicana is the source of this 1224-nucleotide messenger RNA. Its product is annotated as coth protein-domain-containing protein. The transcript has 5 exons. Lineage: Eukaryota; Fungi; Mucoromycota; Mucoromycetes; Mucorales; Lichtheimiaceae. The annotation marks the transcript as partial. The record is from RefSeq and is a predicted model, not a curated record.